Messenger RNA from Eurytemora carolleeae, 1198 nucleotides. RefSeq lists its product as uncharacterized. The transcript is spliced from 16 exons. The record is from RefSeq and is a predicted model, not a curated record. Gene Ontology annotation, molecular function: protein binding. The coding region runs from base 35 to 1198 and encodes 387 amino acids. NCBI's taxonomy places the organism in Eukaryota, Metazoa, Arthropoda, Copepoda, Calanoida, Temoridae.
CAUACACCAAGCCUGAUACAUUGGUGUAUUAAUCAUGUUUAAUAAACAUCUUUUCAUAUUUUCAAUUUUACUCUGUUUAAGUGUAAGUGUUGUGAGUGGAGUUAUUUCAAGAGGAUUUAAGAAAACUGUUUUGCCUGUUAGCUCAGUAGAACUACAGAAAGUGGCAGACUUGACUCCGAAAUCUAAAACUGAUUGCCUGUUUGCAUGCAUGUCUGCAAUGGUCAGAGGUGUUGACUGUGAUGUUUUUACUUUUGAAAAUACAACAUCAACAUGCUAUACAGGAGUACAAAAGCAAAUAGAGAUAAGGGAAUUGAAAAAGGCUUUGCAGACAGAAAAAUCUAUGGAACUAUUUGUUGCACAUUUUGAAAAUGAUUGUAAAGUACUUGAUGAUCCAGCUAAUGGCAGAUUUAAUUGCUAUAUGGGGAGAAACCCAGAAAGAUGUUUUCUUGUCUGCAAUCCAGGAUUUGUGCCUAAAAAGUACAGAGGAGUUUACUGCCAAGUGUUUGGAAACUCUGCUAGGUGGAAUGUAACCUCUGAGGAGUUAAUUUGUCUGCCUACAACAAAAAUUGCAAUACUUGGAGGCUGGUUUGAUAAUCUGGGCAGUGUGAAAACCUUAAAAGUACUUGAUGUGGCUGAUACCAAAAAUCUUGUGAUGACAGUAUCUUCUACCACUAAAACCUUUACUGAAACUAAAUUGGAAUAUGUAAUGGGAUCAAUUGUGACCAUUUGUGGACUAAAUAUGGAAAUGGAAAUGUAUACUUAUGUUAACCCAGAUUUUAUACUGUCUGAAACAUUGGAGAAGAGCUGGAGUAACUUAACGUCAUCUGUAAUAGUACAUGAUAGGCUUUACUUGACAGAUCAUAGAGAUGGAUCAUCUAUAUACUUUAAAGAAAACCUUCCUGGAAUCCCAUUUCAAGGACCAACCUUUCAAGUAGAUGGAGGACACACAUGUGUUGUCAGACAUGGAGACAAGUAUUUUCUGUUAGUGAGUGAAACGUCUGUAAGAUUAUAUGAUAUUAUAACAGAUACUGUAACAGAACUGCCACCAGUCCCUGUUGCUAGUCCAAGAUGGGGCUUCUCUUGCACCACCUUUAUGAAUACGACCUCAGGAGAGGAGCAAGUACUUGUUACAGGAGGUUACUCUUAUGAUGAAGCUACUCAAACAAGAAUAUAUAGAGGUUUUUAUAUGAAAAUUUGA